This is a messenger RNA of Cloeon dipterum, 2285 nucleotides long. RefSeq lists its product as uncharacterized. The coding region runs from base 468 to 2066 and encodes 532 amino acids. The record is from RefSeq and is a predicted model, not a curated record. The transcript has 2 exons. Lineage: Eukaryota; Metazoa; Arthropoda; Insecta; Ephemeroptera; Baetidae.
ACUACCGCCCUCAAAUGAAAACAAAAGAAAAAAAUGGCAAAUUUGCAAAUUCGGGAGGGGGAAAUGCAUUAUAAACAAGGAUUUGCGAGUUUAUUUGCGAAUUUGAGUUCAAACGUUACAAUUCCAAAGGUUAAUUCUACUUUUGAAUUUACUCUAAUUUCCCGCCAAUUUUUAGAUGUUACAUUCAAUUGGUGGGAAACUAUUUUAAAGCCCAUUCAGGUGAGACCUGUUUGGAAGAUGGGGGUGUUUAAUAUUAUAGGGUAGCGCGACGCUCUGUAUUUUGCAAAUGGUAGAUGCGGUAAUGUUGUGAAUUUUCCUGGGCGUCUUUUCGGGUCGGAAUUUGAGCAGUUCCUUCGCCUUAAAACCAGCAGAUCUCGACUCUUGAACCUGCAUCCCCCGCAGACAAACUAACGAGUGGUUUUUAAGUGUCAGAAGAUCCAAAAGAAGACAGAAGGACGUACACCGAAAUGUCGGAUGCUGCGAAUGACCACCCCCUGCAGGCUUCCGUCCCGAAGUUCAAAUUUAAUUCAACCUUGCAGUGUUUGUGUAUGGACACGAUAUUGGAGUCAUUGCGGGAGUCAAGCAAACUGUCCUUGGACUUGCAAAAUCUAGUUGCACUGCCAGUGUCCGUCCGCACCGAUUUGCUGAAGAAAUUGGCGAUCGCAAACAAUGGCCGAUUUGGAGCCGAUCUCAUUUCUCGCCUAACGAUGAGGUCAGCGGUGCUGGCUCUAACGAAGAAUUGUCUCCGAGAACUUAAUUUCAUAUCCUCCAAAUGGUUCCCCAGCCAGGAAAAUGAAUAUUUUGACAGCACAAGUCAGCCUUUUUGGAAAAUGAUGUAUUUUGAACUGUAUUCUAACUUGGAAGCUAGCAGUUGUAACACAAUCAUGAAACUGCAAAUCGGACAACAUAUUUUAGGCCGGCUUCCAUCAGCCCUUUAUAGUUGCCCGUUCCCUACCUCCAUCUUGAAGAUGAGUAAACUCUUUCACCUCGAGUUGCCAAGCUGCUCUCUCGGACAUGAACAGCUUUCAUCGUUAUGCCAUCAUCUGCGUCGAUUGGUCCAUUUAAGCUGUGAGAUCUCAUGUAAUCUGGACGUUGAAGACGUCAUUUCCGUCAUCAAGCAAUCACCACAACUGGAAGAAUUCCUGUUCACCGUGCAGCAGCCACCAUUUCCUCCAAAGUGCCGGAAGCGCAGGCACGGCGUCCAUGAAGUGAUGUACAACCAGCUCGUUCAUCACUGCGUUAAACGCUUGCCCUUCUUGCGAGCUGUGGGUCGGCUCGUACGAUCUGCAAACUCAGCCCCGCAUUUAAACGAUCUCUGCCAUGACUUGUGCACCAUCAACGGCCGUGAACUGUCCAAUCGUGAGAGCAAACUCGAACAUCUCGUGGUGCGCCGCUACAUGACAUCUGCACAGGCUAAGUACCACUCAAAACACGCCAAGUUCCUCGAACUUCACUUGCGAUCCCUGGACACUCAGGACAGCACGACUUCUCUCCUCGAAUUGCGGAACAUCGAGCAUCUCUCGAUACACUCUGUGGGCAGCCAUCAUCGUGUCAACUACGAACUGGCUUUUGAACGACUGCUGCGAGUGUUUGGAAACACUCUAAAAUCCCUUUCCAUGGACCAUGCGCUACCGAUUUUCUCCGGUGAUUUGUACAGUAUGUGUCCACAUCUAGAAAAACUUGACGUCGUAGAGCAGCUCGCGAUUUUCCCUGAACGUCUGAGGGAAAUCACCUACCGUGCCCAAUAUCUAGGCAACAGGAAUCUGAUCAGUUUGCUCACAGCACCGCACUUGGAGCGGCUGACAGUCAAAUUUAUUGAGAUCAACUUGGCCUCACUGAAGUUGGUUCAACAAUUCGUUGAAGAUGAGCAGGUCAUCGCACCAGAACUGAGUUACCUGGAAUUUAAGACUCUGCCCAACGAGGAACUCAGCUUUGUAAAUAAUGUGGUGCUGCUCGCUCUUGCAAUCUGCCGCAAAGCCAACAACCUGAGACAAGUUAUCCUAACUCCAAAGUACCUGCUGAAUCAUAGAACUUUUAAAUUAAUCAACCAAAGGGCUCUUGACUGAUAUUAAAAUAUCUCCCAGUUUUUUGUCAUGUGCUUCCAUUGUAUGGCAAGUAAAAAAUUAAUAAAACUUAAAAUUUGGAUAAACUGUCCAACUGACUUUAAUUUGAUUUCUUGAAGAACUCUAAAUGCCAGGUUAGUCCAAUCAUUUACUUCUCCAUCAUUUCAACAUAUAUAUUAUUUUUCCUUUGUUUCGUUGCAAGAUUUAAAUAAAGUGACAUUU